Messenger RNA from Kazachstania africana CBS 2517, 525 nucleotides. It is a transcript of the gene CSM2, whose product is annotated as Csm2p. NCBI's taxonomy places the organism in Eukaryota, Fungi, Ascomycota, Saccharomycetes, Saccharomycetales, Saccharomycetaceae. The coding region runs from base 1 to 525 and encodes 174 amino acids. The transcript has a single exon. The record is from RefSeq and is a predicted model, not a curated record. Gene Ontology annotation, cellular component: Shu complex; nucleus. Gene Ontology annotation, biological process: recombinational repair.
AUGAACCUCAAUGGUUUAAAAAACGUAACAAUAUGGACGACCUUCAAAAAUACCACUGUUAGUCAACUGAUUUGCGAUUUUCUGAAAGAAGAAAAUACGAUUUUACAUUACAUCGAUGCUGUAAAUUCAUUCCCACUGAUGGAAUUUCAAAACUUGGUUCCAGCAAAUGAGGAUAAUAAAAGAGUGUACGAUAAUAUAAUUAUCACAACGAGUUUAAACAUGCAAGAAUUAUAUAAUAUUGUCAAGAAAAUAAUUGAAAAUACUGAAAAGAUACGAUUGAUAGUUAUUAAUGGUCUCGAUAUCAUGUUCAGGAACAGUUCAUUUAAUGAUUCUUCACAAGCGCAUGAGCUACUGAAAAUGGUCUUUCUUAGGGUACGAGGAUCAUAUUCUGGUGGUAAAUUGAAGACGCUGGUACUGAAUCGAACUGGUAGUGUACCAGUACCUAAGAGAAAGAAGCUCAAAACUGAAUCGUCCAAUGGAAUAUACGAGUUUACGUCUAAGUACUAUGCAGAUAUUGAAUUAUAG